Nematolebias whitei (Rio pearlfish) is the source of this 1750-nucleotide messenger RNA. RefSeq names its product DnaJ heat shock protein family (Hsp40) member B1b (gene dnajb1b). The record is from RefSeq and is a predicted model, not a curated record. The transcript has 3 exons. NCBI's taxonomy places the organism in Eukaryota, Metazoa, Chordata, Actinopteri, Cyprinodontiformes, Rivulidae. Gene Ontology annotation, cellular component: cytosol. Bases 167 to 1222 code for a protein of 351 amino acids. Gene Ontology annotation, molecular function: transcription corepressor activity; Hsp70 protein binding.
AUCGUUCAGGCACCGUAUGGAAAAGUCUGGAAGUUUCCACGCUGUUUAUAAAGAAAACGUGGAGCCCUUACUGCUUAGUUUGGACGUGUCACCAUACCGAGCCUUAUAGGAAGUUGCUGCUCAGAUAUCUUAACGCUUGUUCUUCACAGGCCGCUGGACGGUCAAAAUGGGCAAGGACUACUACGACAUUUUGGGAAUUAAGAAAGGAGCGUCGGAGGACGACAUAAAGAAAGCUUAUCGUAAGCAGGCGCUGCGCUACCAUCCCGACAAGAACAAGUCGCCAGGAGCCGAGGACAAAUUCAAAGAAAUCGCCGAGGCUUACGACGUUUUGAGCGACCCUAAGAAAAAAGAUAUCUACGAUCGUUUCGGUGAAGAAGGGCUUAAAGGAGGUGGUGGCCCCACUGGUAACAGUGGUCCCGGGACCUACAGCUACACCUUCCAGGGCGACCCUCAUGCCAUCUUUGCUGAAUUCUUCGGUGGCUGCAACCCCUUUGAGCAGUUUUUUGGUGCUCGCAAUGGAGGUAUGACCGAGGACAUGGACACUGAUGACCCAUUUUCUCGAUUCGGGAUGGGCAGAGGUGGAAUGGGCGGUUUCUCGCGCUCCUUCAACCCGAACAUGGGAGGUCCGGGCAUGAGUGGAAUGGCUGGUCACACAAGUGUCGUGAAGAAGCAGCAGGACCCAGCGGUGGUUCGUGAUCUCAAAGUGUCGUUGGAGGAAGUGUUGACGGGCUGCACAAAGAAAAUGAAGAUUUCUCGCAAAAGACUGAACCCCGAUGGACGAUCAACACGGUCAGAGGAGAAGAUCCUAGAGGUUCAGAUAAGGAAGGGGUGGAAAGAAGGAACCAAAAUCACGUUCGCUAAAGAAGGGGACGAGACUUCAAGAAACAUUCCAGCAGAUAUUGUGUUUGUGUUGAAGGACAAACCACACCCUGUGUUCAAACGGGAAGGCUCAGAUAUUGUUUACACCGCCAAGGUCCCGCUCCGAGAUGCCUUAUGUGGUUGUACAGUACACGCACCAACACUGGAUGGCAGAACGGUGACGGUGUCGUCGACGGAUAUUGUGCACCCAGGGAUGAAGCGGCGAGUGAGCGGGGAGGGGCUGCCUUAUCCCAAAAGACCUGACCGCCGAGGCGACCUGAUAGUGGACUUUGAGGUGAAGUUCCCAGAACGUCUCAGUCAGAGUGCUCGAGACACCAUCGCUCAGGUUCUUCCACGGUCCUAAAGAGGAGCAGACCUGCAGGACUUUCACAAAGCUGCCAUGUUUUUUUACACAGUAAUAUUCAUACAGAAGCUUGGUCCUCAACAGUGUAGGUUUUUUUUUAUUGUUUUUCAAUGACUGCAGUAUUUCAGAAGUUCUGGUACAAACGUGACCAAUGCUGUGGGGUGUUUUGUGUAUUGGGAUUAUUUUUUUUGAGGGGGUGAACACAUUUGAACAAUACAUGAACACAACUGAACAAUAUGCAACAACAGCUGUACGAUAUUUACAAGUUUGUGCUGCCCUUCUAUAAGACGUUCUUUAUAAUAAAUAAAAGGAGCAAGAAAUAGUUUUUGUAUGAAUUUCAACACAGCUUUGCAGUGGAUUGUUUACAUAGUUUGAAUGAGAUGUGUGUUCUGGAGGACGUUCAGUUCAACUUGUGUGACACGGAGAGAAAAUGCUGCGUGAUAUUUGUGUGAAAUGUUUCAGUUGAUGACCGGUAUGUGUUGCUUGAUUUUGAGAAAACAAUAAAAACGGAAAUGGGAUCUGUCUAUA